AAUUUACUUUAUCUUUUAAAUCGAAAAUUCGUUAAUAAAAUGUCUGGUCGUCGUGGAAACUUGAUAGAAGGAAAAGUUUAUGUGGGAGGCCUGCCUGAAGAUGCUACAUCUGAAGAGUUGGAUGAUGCUUUCCACAAAUUUGGUCGAAUCCGCAAAAUUUGGGUAGCUCGUCGUCCACCAGGCUUUGCUUUUGUAGAAUUCGAUGACGGUCGAGAUGCUGAGGAUGCAGUACACGCAUUGGAUGGAUCACGACUCUGCGGCGUUAAAGUUCGUGUAGAACUUGCGGUUGGUGGACGAGGAGGUGGAGGACGUGGUGGCCGCGGGGGUGGUGGUGGAGGAGGCUUCCGUAAUAAUGAUUACCGUGGUGGUGGUGGAGGAGGCGGCGGCGGGAGUCGAUACCGUGAUCGAUCUUAUGAUCGUCGUGAGCGUUCAAGAUCUCGUUCUCCAUAUGAACGUCGUGGUGGAGGAGGUGGUGGUGGUGGUGGUGGACGUUCGCAUUCGCGAUCUCGUUCCCGCUCACGUUAAUUUGGCUGUUUAUGGAUGAUGGUUUGCGAUUUUUGAAGUUUGGACACAUUUGGCUGUUUGUGAGAAAAGAAAUACGUGAGGG
Molecule: messenger RNA, 607 nt
Organism: Meloidogyne enterolobii
Lineage: Eukaryota; Metazoa; Nematoda; Chromadorea; Rhabditida; Meloidogynidae
Source: the annotation of a GenBank genome assembly